Messenger RNA from Betta splendens (Siamese fighting fish), 3941 nucleotides. It is a transcript of the gene ptchd3b, whose product is annotated as patched domain-containing protein 3. Bases 1264 to 3765 code for a protein of 833 amino acids. The record is from RefSeq and is a predicted model, not a curated record. Gene Ontology annotation, cellular component: membrane. NCBI's taxonomy places the organism in Eukaryota, Metazoa, Chordata, Actinopteri, Anabantiformes, Osphronemidae. The transcript has 4 exons.
CAACGUGCAACGAAUGACGUCACGCAGGUCAAAGAAGCUUGAAAAUUAAAAUACAGUGAAAAAACUGCAACGUAAAAACAAGAAUCGAAUACAUUAAAAUGCUCUUUUAUGAUGUGUUUCCAAGUAAUAUUUGAGUGUGUUUAAAAGUUUUGGGUCACUUAGAAAUGUCCUUUUUUUGACAGAAAGGCACUUUUUUGCAUUGAAGACAACUUUAAACGACUCAGAAGUACACUGUUUACAUCACUAAUGUGGUAAAUGACUAUUCUAGCUGCAAAUGUCUGAUUUUGGUGCAAUAUUUACUUAGGUGUAUAGAGGCCCAUUUCCAGCAACUGUCACUGCAGUGUAGUAAUGGUACACUGUGUCUGCUCAUUGCAUCAGAAGGCCCAGAUUACCAGAUUACCUCAACAAAUUACCAUCCAGAAUGCCAAAGGUCUGCAAUGCUGUGAUUGCUGCAAAUGGAGGAUUCUUUGACAAGUGCAAAGUUUGAAUAUUAAAAAAUAUAUUAUUUCAAAUACAAAUCAUUAUUUUUAAUCUUUUCAAUGUGACUCUUUUCAUUUUACAACUCAUGCUGUCAAAAAAAGUGUGACUUCAACACAAAAUUGUCUGGGUGACCCCAAACUUUUAAACGGUAUUGUACAUUAUUGAAAUGUGACUACUGGUAUAAUUUCUACAAAAUAGUGCAAAGAAAAUGCACCCUAAAAGGACAAAAUUGUAUCAAUUAAAAGCAAUGUAUUACAUCAAGUAUUGUGUAAUACACUUCUUUUUUAGUUCAUCAUUGAAUUUAGUUUUUGUCCUAAGUGGCCAAUUACACAAAUUUGGGCUUUGGCCGUCUACCUUCAAAGAUUAGGUCAAUUACUACUACAAACGGAAACCGUUUGAGUAACUCUAAUAAAGAUCUGCAUUAUGCAGCACAACACCUUCUUGUUCUGUGUCACUGUUCUGCUGAGCCGACCUCAGGACCCCAAACAUUUCCUCUUUCCUCAGCUAUGAAAGGAAACACCUGAGGGCUAAAAUCAAGACGUGCAGGGGACCCAGUGAUUCAUACUACACCUUCUUUCUUUUCUUGAGCUGGUUCCCACUUCCCACCUGCCUUUGUUCAUUAUAGACCAGAGCAAGCCUUUUAUUAUGCAAAUCUCAGCUCAUGAAAGGGCCUUGAAGAGGCAGCAGCAUAAUAUAAACACCUGGCUGGGAAGCCCCACAGUUGUCUAUAGAGAUCUCCAGAACCACAAAUCCACUUUGUGAGUGUGCAGGUUUUUUGUAGCUAUGGCCAGAUCCCGCAUAGGCGCCACUGAGAGAUGCCUACGCAUUUGUUUUGAGGUGAUGGGCCAUUUCAUCGGGUCAUAUCCCUGGUGGUUCCUGAUCGCCCCAGUCAUUCUCUCCGCAGGUCUCGGAAGCGGGUUUUAUUUUCUGCAGGACAGGAUGUCCAACAAUAUCGAGGAGCAGUUCACGCCUGCUGACGCAAAAGCCAAGACGGAGAGAAAAUACAUAGAAGAAACAUUUCCAGGGAACUAUUCUAUGUUUUCAAGUUUAAGGCUGAGCACCGGUGGGAUUUAUGCAACUCUCAUCGCUACAAGCGAUGGGAAUAUUCUAGCAGCAGAACCACUUCAGGACCUCCUAGACCUCGACCUAAAGAUUAGGACGAUGCCGAUUCAGCUCGACCACCAGUCAUUUGACUAUUCAGAUGUGUGUGCAGACAUUUUGGGGGUCUGCACCUCUAAUGGUAUUUUAGAUAUUAUUAAAUAUGACGCCAACAACAUAGACACCCUUAACUUGACAUUUCCAUGGUAUCACUCAGAGACUCGGCCCAUUCCCUUACAUUUAAGUCUAGGGAGUGUGAUAGUGAACGGGAGCUCAGUUGUUGAAAGCGCUAAAGCCAUACAGCUCCAUUAUUAUUUACAAAAGGACGACAAAGCAAAAAUAGAUCUGUGGUUGGAAAGCUUCCUUCAUUUGGUCUCAAAUCACUCCUCAACUUUUAUUCAGGUGUCCUACUCUACCUCCAUGUCAAUGCAGUGGGAGUUUGAAAAGUCUUCAGCCUCAGUGAUCCAUCUAUUCUCCACCACUUAUGCCAUUAGCAUCAUAUUUUCAAUUAUAUCAUGUUGGAGGUUGGACAAUGUGCGGACAAAAGUGUGGGUGGCACUCUGUGGUGUCCUCUCCACAGGUCUUGCGAUCCUAAGCAGUUUUGGAGCUCUGCUGCUGCUGGGCCAACCUUUUGUCAUGACAGUUGCCUCCUGUCCUUUCCUAGUAUUAGGCAUUGGACUUGAUGACAUGUUUAUCAUGAUCUCCUGCUGGCAGAGGACCCGUGUUCUGGACAGUGUCCCUGAGCGGCUGGCCCGCACCUACAAGGAUGCAGCCAUCUCCAUCACCAUCACCACCCUGACAGAUGCCCUGGCUCUGUUGCUGGGUUACAGCUCACCGUUCGGCUCAGUUCGAUCCUUCUGCCUUUACGCUGCUAUAUCUGUUUGCUUCUGCUAUUUGUACAACAUCACGUUUCUGGGUGCUUCUUUAGCUCUGAAUGGACAGAGAGAGGCAGGAAACAAGCAUUGGUUCACCUGUGCCAAAAUCCCAGAAGAAGUACCAUCUAGAAAUUCAAAAGCUUUCAGUAUCUGCUGUGUUGGAGGAAGCUACGAUCGAAUCAGCGAAACAGAGGAAACUGAGCCGUUGAGACGCAUAGUGGAGAAGUUCUAUGGCCCAUUUCUGACCCACAAAUUGAUAAAAGCCUCUGUAUUUGUUAUCUACGCUGUCUAUCUGGCUGUGAGUAUUUUUGGUUGCUUGAUGUUAAAGGAGGGGCUUGACGUCGGUAACCUGGCUUUGGAGGAUUCCUACCUCACUAGCUACUACAACAAUCACAGGCAGCAUUUUUCUGAAUAUAGCUACAAUGUGAUGGUCGCAGUGAAGCAGAGCGUUGUUUACUGGAAAGAAGCCGAACGGGAGAUUUUGCUUUCAUGCAUUUCAAAUAUUGAGAGUCUAGACUUUGUCGACAGCACACACGCUUGGUUUCUUUCCUUUCAACGGUACACAACUGCAGCCAAUGUCAACAUGAGCUCUCAAGACAGCUUUCAAAUCCAUCUCCCCCGAUUCUUGGAGCUCAGACCCAUGUUCAGGCAAGACAUCAACUUCACCACAGACGAUCAUAUUCAGGCAUCUCGUUUCUUCAUACAGACACUCAACAAAGCCACAACGGAGGACCUGAUGACUGGACUCCGGAAAGCUGCAGCCGACUGUCCCUUAGAGCUGCUGGUGUACCACCCUGCUUUUAUCUACUAUGACCAGUAUGCCGUCAUCAUGGGUGACACCAUUCAAACCAUGGUGGCUGCCAUGGCGACAAUGUUAGUGGUCUCACUCAUACUCAUACCAAACCUUCUCUGUUCUGCGUGGGUGGCUUUUGCAAUGUGUUCGGUCAUCGCUGGUGUGAUGGGAUUCAUGGCCCUGUGGGGUGUCACCCUGGAUUCCAUUUCUAUGAUCAACCUAGUCAUGUGCAUCGGUUUCUCAGUCGACUUCUCAGCACAUGUUACUUACUCGUUUGCCUCAAGCGCCAAGAGUGACGUCAAUCAGAAGGCUGUGGACGCUCUGUCCCACGCAGGCUGUCCGAUACUGCAGGGAGCACUGUCCACCGUUCUGGGAGUGGUGGUGCUGUCCAUGUCGGGGAGUUAUAUCUUCAGGACAUUUUUUAAGAUCGUGUUCCUUGUGACUAUGUUCGGCCUUCUCCAUGGCUUAGUGUUCAUCCCAGUGUUUUUGACACUACUGGGAAGUGGGAAGUGGUGUUAAAGUUGUCUUAAAGAUGUUUUUACCCUUGUUGUAUAUUAGAAUUAAACUGAGCACAAGAGAUUAUAGCAAUAACAAUGUGCUCCACUGGAGGCCUAACAACACAUGAGCCUGUUUUUAAUGAGGAAAGGUGGUUUUGUACUGUAACCGCAGAAAUGUUUGCAGUAAAAGAAAUCUUA